GUGCGAAAUCACUAAAAUACCCUUCGUCGAAGACCCCCUCUCCCCCGGCACCUCACCUAGUCGAUAGUCAUGCAGGCGCCGGACUUCGACCGCCGCACCGUCUCUGAUGCCGUGAUCUCGGCGUCGUCGUACUCGAGCACUGACGUCGCCACGAACGCCGCGUCUGAUUGGGUGCCGAAGAGGCUGGAGUGCUUGAGCCUGUUGCUGGAGUUGAUGGCUCUACUGAGGCGGAGCAAGGCGUAAUCGAGUGGAAUUAGCUCCGAGGGGGAGAUUUUUGACGGCGCCGUCGAAGUGGAGGCGAGCGAGGGGUUGUUGGGAAGAGGAAGGCUAUUUUGGUAUAUUCAAAGAGGGACGGAUCUUACUUGGGAAUUACUCGAGGUAGGGUUUGCUCUACAAAACUCAUGAAGGGAUUGUUGCUGCUUGAUCUGCGAUUUGGACUCGGAGGCCGACGACAGUUGUCCGGCGUUAUCUCGCCGCCCGUCCUCUUCGGCUUGCAUACACUCUCCCUCACUCCGGCUGCUUCAUUUCUCCUCCCUCCGUUUCGGAUUCGUUCAUUCUGCGCGCGGCCUCCCUCUCGAUCUUGUCCCAAGCUUCAGUCCCAGAUGACGGAGGCCGAGACAUACACCUUCGGCCCGUACAAGAUUCAUCAGACCGAGGUCUUCCGCUCCACUCCGUACUGUUACGCGAUGGUCAACCUGCGUCCUGUUGUGCCGGGUCAUGUACUAAUAUGCCCAAAGCGUGAAGUAAAGCGCUUUGUUGAUCUCACUGCUGAUGAGGUUUGCGAUUUAUGGCUUACUGCCAAGGAAGUUGGUGGCCAUCUUGAGGAUUACCAUAAAGCAUCCUCAUUGACGUUCACAAUCCAGGAUGGACCUCAGGCUGGGCAGACAGUUUCUCAUGUGCAUAUUCACGUUCUUCCCAGGAGAAGUGGAGAUUUCACAAAAAAUGAUGAUAUCUAUGAUGAGAUUGAUUCGAAAGAAAAGGAAAUGAAGGAGAAACUUGAUCUAGACAAGGAAAGGAAGGACAGAACACCAGACGAAAUGGCCCAGGAAGCAGAAGCAUAUCGGCGUCUUUUCUCAUAAAUACUAACAGCAGAUGACGAAAAAGGUCCGGUUAUUUUCCCGUUUACUUUUACUGGAACUUAGAAUAAAUGUUAUGGAAUCCAUUCCUGCAAACUACAUAGGAAAUGGGGUUUAAAAUCUUGUUCAUUUUACUCCAUGGAUUUAAGUUUAGAUAUGUGUAAAACAGCAUCUGACUUUUAUAUAAUAGCGUUGCACUCAUGAA
Molecule: messenger RNA, 1281 nt
Organism: Zingiber officinale
Lineage: Eukaryota; Viridiplantae; Streptophyta; Magnoliopsida; Zingiberales; Zingiberaceae
Product: bifunctional bis(5'-adenosyl)-triphosphatase/adenylylsulfatase FHIT-like
Exons: 4
Coding region: 402-1079 (225 amino acids)
Molecular function (GO): catalytic activity
Source: RefSeq, a predicted model, not a curated record